AUGGGGGAGGUGGGCUGGCGCCUCACGACGCAGUGGGUGGCGGGCGACGCGGCGUGCAAGGUGUUCCUGCUGCUGCGCGCCUUCGGGCUCUACCUGUCCAGCAACGUGCUCGUCUGCGUCUCGCUGGACCGCUACUUCGCCGUGCUGCACCCGCUCAAGGUGAACGACGCGCGCCGCCGUGGCAAGAUCAUGCUGGUGUUCGCCUGGCUCAUCGCCUUCGCCUGCUCCGUGCCGCAGGUUUCUCAUCAAAAAUUCUACAUGAUUUUUGAAUAUAGCAGUAUUAUUGCCACCCCUGGAGAGAUGGCAUCACAACAAGACAUGUGGCCGAUAGCCGCCGAGGUCAACCACGUGGAGUGCAGCUCAGCUGCUGUUACUGCUCCUAGCUUGCACCCUUCAUCAAAGGGCUGGCUGGCUGGCCAGCACGUGGUAAGUUCCGUGCCUGAUACUGGAUGA
Schistocerca gregaria is the source of this 453-nucleotide messenger RNA. RefSeq names its product adipokinetic hormone/corazonin-related peptide receptor variant I-like. Gene Ontology annotation, molecular function: G protein-coupled peptide receptor activity. Bases 1 to 453 code for a protein of 150 amino acids. Gene Ontology annotation, cellular component: membrane. NCBI's taxonomy places the organism in Eukaryota, Metazoa, Arthropoda, Insecta, Orthoptera, Acrididae. Gene Ontology annotation, biological process: neuropeptide signaling pathway. The transcript is spliced from 3 exons. The record is from RefSeq and is a predicted model, not a curated record.